CUGCGCGGUUCCACAUGCUGAGGAGCCGUCAAGGCAGUGUCUCCACGCACCAGGCUCUGCUCUUCUCCUCCCCGGCUCCUGCUGUCUUUCUGCUGCCUCCUCAGCACCCUGCAGCACUGAGCCGAACCUGCUGCUGCAUGAGGGCUGCGUGGUCCUGUGCUGGUGGUGUGAGGCUGUGCUGUCCUCUUUGCAUGCCCGCAGCAUUCCCUUGCCGGCCUCCACCUCUGGAAACACAUGAGAUUAAAGAGAAAAAAAGUUACACUUACAGCCUCUGCGAACUGAGGAAAAAUGGCAGCAGGCCAGCCACACCUCAGCAUUCAGAUGUCGGACUGGAAUACAAAUGGCGUCCCCAGCAGGCAGCAGUCCUCUCCAGACUUAGCUGGCAGGGGAGGAAGCAUAUUAACCUUCCACAACAUCUGCUACCAUGUGAAGAUGAAGACUGGGUUCCUGUGUUGUCAAAAACCAGCAGAUAAAGAAGUUUUGAGAGAUGUCAAUGGCAUCAUGAGACCGGGACUGAAUGCAAUUUUGGGACCCACUGGCAGUGGUAAAUCUUCUCUACUUGACAUUUUGGCCGCAAGGAAGGAUCCCCGUGGGCUUUCUGGUGACAUUUUGAUCAACGGAGCUCCUCAGCCUGUCAACUUUAAAUGUACCUCUGGUUACGUAGUACAGGAUGAUGUGGUGAUGGGAACCCUGACUGUAAGAGAAAAUUUGAAGUUCUCGGCAGCACUCCGUUUGCCAAAGUCAGUGAAGGAACAGGAAAAAAAUGAACGAGUGAAUCAGGUCAUCAAGGAACUGGGUUUGACCAAAGUGGCAGAUUCCAAGGUUGGCACAGAGUUCACUCGCGGGGUGUCCGGUGGAGAGCGGAAAAGGACCAGCAUUGGGAUGGAGCUCAUCACAGAUCCUGCCAUCUUGUUUUUGGAUGAGCCGACCACGGGACUGGAUGCUAGUACCGCAAACGCGGUCCUACUGCUUCUGAAAAGGAUGGCAAAACAAGGGAAAACCAUCAUCUUCUCCAUCCACCAGCCUCGGUACUCCAUAUUCCGCCUGUUUGACAACCUGACGCUGCUGGCAGCAGGGAGGGUGCUGUACCAUGGCCCUGCCCAGCACGCCAUCCAGUACUUCCAGUCCAUCGGCUACGAGUGUGAGCCCUACAACAACCCUGCCGACUUCUUCCUGGACAUCAUUAACGGGGACUCCACCGCGGUGGCAAUGAGCAAGGCUGAUGAAACAGACACAGCAGACAACACCGAAGAACACAGCGCAUGUGCUAAAACCUUGGCUGAGAGGCUAGCAGAAAAAUAUUCCAGCUCUACCUACUACCAAGAAACAAAAGCAGUACUAGAGAAUAUUUAUUUGGGAAAUAAUAAGCAAACAAAACCAAUUUUCCAACAAAUCACAUAUGCCAAUUCCUUCCUUCAUCAGCUGAAGUGGGUGUCCAAGCGCACAUUUAAAAAUCUGGUAGGAAACCCUCAAGCUUCCAUAGCUCAGGUGUGUGUUACAGCUGUACUGGGACUGGUUGUAGGAGCCAUUUUCUUUGGACUUGAAGAGAACUCCACUGGACUACAGAACAGAGUGGGUGCAAUGUUCUUUCUGACCACCAACCAGUGUUUCAGCAGCAUCUCAGCUGUUGAACUCUUUAUCGUGGAAAAAAAGAUAUUUAUACAUGAAUAUAUCAGUGGGUACUACAGAACAUCUGCAUAUUUCAUCUCAAAGCUAUUGGCUGAUUUAAUACCCAUGAGGACUAUACCAAGUAUCAUCUUCACCUGUAUUGUUUACUUCAUGUUAGGUUUGAAACCAACAGUAGAAGCCUUCUUUAUAAUGAUGUUCACGCUCAUGCUCAUGUCCUAUACAGCCACUUCCAUGGCACUGGCCAUCGGAGCAGGACAGAACGUGUUCACCGUAGCAAACCUGCUCAUAACUAUCGUGUUUGUUUUUAUGACUAUUUUCUCUGGGUUGCUGGUCAAUCUCACAAGCAUCGUGUCCUGGCUUGCUUGGCUCAAAUAUUUUAGCAUCCCUCGAUACGGAAUGGCAGCUUUACAAAUCAAUGAAUUGACUGGUCUGAACUUCUGCGCCAGCGGUAAUAACACAAAUUUAAUCAGCAACAAGAACUACCGGCAGACAAGCCAGCUGUUGUGUACAGGAGACGAGUAUCUGAAAACUCAAGGCAUUGAUGCGAGUAGCUGGGGCCUGUGGCAGAACCACCUGGCUCUCGCCUGCAUGACAGUCAUAUUCCUCACCAUUACGUAUCUGAAACUGCACUUCAUGAAGAAGUUCUCCUAAAAACAGAAUGAAAAUGCCAUUCCUGUUGUUCUGCAGUUUGAGAAACUGACUGUGCAACUGACUUGAUUAUUUUUCAAGAGACCUUCCUUUGUACUUUGCUCAUGAUUACACAAGUCAACAAUGUGAACGCCAUCCUUGUGUAUUAAAUACUUAGUGUUAAUGUACUUUGCUGAAAUGGCUAGCAUGCCUUAAUUAUCUUUGCCAUAAAAAGUAUACGAUUCAUUUCUUCAAGAGACUAUUCAAUCUUUCUGAAUGUUCUAGGUAUGGUUUUGUUAAGCAAUGAAACUAAUGUUUAAUGGCUUAACCUGAAAAAAACCCCUAUUAGUUCUCUACUUUAAUUAGCACCUACAUUCAUGGGCAAGUGAUUCAGUCCAAAGUGAUGCUGAUCAGGACACCAACAUUAUCUCGACUGCUAAUGUAGUGACAGUCGACACGAGACAGUGACAAAAAGAUCCUCUCCACCCCAGUUCACAUCUCAUGCCCUUUUCUAUUUGGGAAUCAUUGCUGCUCUGGAGCGUACUUGAUCAAUGCCGUCACAUUUUUUCUUACCAAGCACGAGUGGUAGAAACGCUAUUUUUUAAAUAAAGGUGGCUGUGUGAUUUCUUAUUCUGCCAGUUUGCAUCAUCACUGAAUUCUCUGCGCAACUUCUCACAAUCUUCACUGCCCUGUUAUUGCUGCUACCGUGAGUUCUUACUCCCGUUUAUAGUGACCAAUUUCAAACGUAAAUCUAAUCAAGGUGGCACCACAUUUUUAAGCAUUGGCAUUGCAAAGCAGAUCUCUGCCCCACUACUAUUUCACGCAAUAAAAAUAUGCUCUGUUUUAA
This is a messenger RNA of Columba livia (rock pigeon), 3103 nucleotides long. RefSeq names its product ATP binding cassette subfamily G member 2 (JR blood group) (gene ABCG2). The record is from RefSeq and is a predicted model, not a curated record. The coding region runs from base 289 to 2280 and encodes 663 amino acids. Gene Ontology annotation, molecular function: riboflavin transmembrane transporter activity; ATP hydrolysis activity; ATP binding. Lineage: Eukaryota; Metazoa; Chordata; Aves; Columbiformes; Columbidae. Gene Ontology annotation, biological process: transmembrane transport. Gene Ontology annotation, cellular component: plasma membrane. The transcript is spliced from 17 exons.